Molecule: messenger RNA, 2760 nt
Organism: Papaver somniferum (opium poppy)
Lineage: Eukaryota; Viridiplantae; Streptophyta; Magnoliopsida; Ranunculales; Papaveraceae
Product: glutamate receptor 2.7-like
Exons: 5
Coding region: 1-2760 (919 amino acids)
Biological process (GO): G protein-coupled receptor signaling pathway
Cellular component (GO): plasma membrane
Molecular function (GO): glutamate-gated receptor activity; G protein-coupled receptor activity
Source: RefSeq, a predicted model, not a curated record
AUGGUAACGGGUCAGAAUACAACAGGAGAAGUUGAGGAAUUCAAAGUAGGAGUGGUAAUUGAUGCUAAUACAUCCGUGGCAAAGGUGUGGCUGACUUGCAUUGACAUGGCUCUCUCUGACAUCUAUGCAUAUCGUAAAACUUAUAAGAGAAGGCUGGUUCUUCAUGUUAUGGAUUCUAAAAGUGAUGUUCUUGAUGCAUCAUCUGCAGCCCUCAAUCUAAUACAGAAUGUUAAAGUUCAAGCUAUUAUAGGACCGACAACAUCAGCACAAGCCAUUAACGUUGCGCAUCUUGGAAAACGAUAUCAAGUUCCAAUUAUUUCAUUCAGUGCAACAAGUCCUUCCAUUUCCCUUGCUCAGAAUCCUUACUUCAUUCGUACGUCUCUAAACGGAUCGUCUCAAGUAAAUGCUAUUGCUGCCAUUGUUAAGAAAUUCGGAUGGAGAGAAGUUGUACCUCUUUAUGAAGACACUGAAUACGGGCAUGGUGUCAUUCCAUAUUUGAUGGAUGCUUUUCAAAAUACCAACACCAGAGUUCCUUAUAGGAGUGUCUUUCCUAGUGCGGCUACUGAUGAUCAAAUUACCCAAGAGCUUAACAAAUUAGACAACAUGGGAACUAGGGUACUCAUCCUGCAUAUGCUUUCACCUCUAGGCUUACGUGUUUUUACGCAAGCAAAAGUGCUUGGUAUGAUGAACAAAGGGUACGCAUGGAUUAUUACCUCAGGAUUAGGCACUGAUUUGAAUUCGUUCGAGCCUUCAGAUAUUGAUACGAUGCAAGGAGUGUUAGGCAUAAGGCCAUACAUCUCACAACACAAAGAGGUUGCUGCAUUUGAAGGUAGAUGGAAAAUCAAGUUUCGAAAAGAAUACCCAGAUAUCGAAAGGAAGUUGGAUAUAUUUGGUAUAUGGUCAUAUGAUACAAUUCGGGCAUUAGCUAGUGUAGUCGAGAAUUUUCAAACAGGUCCUGAACUCUUGCAAGAAUUAUCAAACAUGAAAUUUGAAGGUCUAAGCGGGGUAUUCCAUCUAGUCAACAGGCAAUUGCAGUCAGAUGCCUUUCAAAUACUUAAUAUUUGUGGAAGUGGGAUUCGGGAUAUUGGCAUUUGGAGACCUUCAGAUGGUACAAAUAAGCUUAAUUUGCGGCCUGUCAUAUGGCCAGGGGAUGCCACCGAGAAACCUAAAGGUUGGGAAAUUCCGCUCAAGGAUAGAAAGUUAAGGAUUGGAGUGCCUUUAAAAAAUGGUUUUAAUGAAUUCGUGAAGACAACGAAGAAUUCUUGCAAUGGUACAAGAUAUGAUGUCGCUGGUUAUUGCAUAGAUGUCUUUACUACUGCACUCGAGAAGUUACCAUAUUGUGUACCCCAUGAGUUUAUUCCUUAUGAGAAAAACGAAAGCGGAAAAGCUGGAAGCUAUUAUGAUGAUCUUGUCCACCAGGUGCAGCUUCAGAAUUUUGACGUUGUAGUUGGGGAUGUUACUAUUACUGCAACGAGAUCACAACACGUAGAUUUUACGUUACCGUAUACAGAAGGUGGGGUAUCGAUGAUUGUGUUAGUGAAAAAGGAUUUGAGUCAGGAUACCUGGAUAUUUCUCAAGCCAUUGGAGUGGAAGCUCUGGGUAACAACUGGAGCUUUCUUUCUUUUAGUAGGUGUUGUAAUUUGGAUUCUUGAACACAGAGUAAACAGGGAGUUUAGAGGAGGGCCUCAUUCUAUGUAUCAGUGGGGCACACUGCUUUCGUUCUCCUUCUCAAUGCUUGUUUUUGCACACAAGGAGAGGGUGUUAAGCAAUUUGGGUAGAUUCGUGAUGGGCAUCUGGCUUUUUGUUGUGUUAAUUCUCACGCAGAGUUACACAGCAAAUUUGGCAUCCAUGUUAACGAUUCAACGAUCUGAUCCCACCUACAACGAUGUCAACCAACUCAUCCGAUAUGGGUACAACGUAGGUUACCAGGAGGGUACAUUCGUUUUCGGAAUGUUGAAACGUAUGGGUUUUGAUGAGUCUAAUCUGAAAAGCUACAAAUCCCCGGGAGAGUUUGAUGAAGCUUUCUCCAAAGGGAGAAGUGAAGGUGGCAUUGUUGCUGCUUUCGAGGAGCUACCUUACAUUGAACUCAUCCUUGCAGAAUAUUGCGGUAAAUACAUGAUGGUGGGAGAUAUAUAUCCAUACGAUGGAUUUGGUUUUGUUUUCCCAAAAGGUUCUCCCCUGUGUCCUGAUAUUUCAAGAACAAUCUUAAGCACGAGAGAGGAAGGAAGAACAGAGCGGUUUAAAAAAGGUUGGUUCAAGAACCAAAAAUCUUGUGCCGACAACAAUGACCCCUAUGGUUCAUCAAACAGUCUUACUCUUGGUAGCUUUUGGAUCCUGUUUCUAAUUACAGGAAUCUGUUCAGCCUUGGCAGUCAUUGCAUUUUUGACGAUAUUCUUUUACGAAAACAAACAGAUUUUGAGAGACCCGAGUAUUACUACUCGUAACAAAAUCCUCAACUUGCUUAGAAAGUUCUGUGAACAUGAUGAAAAUCGCUUGAUCACAUACUUUGAGCCUCCUGCAUGCAGUGACCAAAAUAAAAUUGUUGACAAUAGAGUUCAUGCAACAGAAAUCAACAUAGAUGCUGUAGAUUCGCUUCCACGGAUUCAUGCAUCUCCGAUGGCUGGAAAUGUUAGCGCACGGAGUGACAACUCUAAUGCAGAAAUGGGAGGCUAUACAACACUUGUUGCUGAUCACAAUAUAGCUUCCGGAAAUUGUAUCCCAGCAGAUAGCAAUACAAGAACAUAUGUAGGAAAAUUAUAA